Carlito syrichta (Philippine tarsier) is the source of this 2140-nucleotide messenger RNA. RefSeq names its product complement C1s (gene C1S). The transcript has 11 exons. The record is from RefSeq and is a predicted model, not a curated record. Gene Ontology annotation, cellular component: extracellular region. Gene Ontology annotation, biological process: proteolysis; complement activation. Lineage: Eukaryota; Metazoa; Chordata; Mammalia; Primates; Tarsiidae. Gene Ontology annotation, molecular function: calcium ion binding; serine-type endopeptidase activity. Bases 146 to 2140 code for a protein of 664 amino acids.
GAAGGUGACACUGACCCCGGGGGGUCCCUCACCACCAAAGCAGGUGCCUGUGUUUGCCAGACAAACACAGACAGGCCUGCCACCCCUGCAGCUCCAAAGUCCAGAGGUGCGGAGAGCCAGGACCAAGAGACGGGUAGCUCACCUGAUGGACAAGCUGCCAGCCAUGUGGUGCAUUGUCCUGUUUUCCCUUUUGGCGUGGGUCUGUGCUGAGCCCACCAUGUAUGGGGAGAUCUUGUCUCCUAACUACCCUCAAGCGUACCCCAAUGAAGUAGAGAAGUCCUGGGACAUAGAAGUUCCCGAAGGGUACGGGAUUCACCUCUACUUCACCCACCUGGACAUAGAGCUGUCAGAGAACUGCGCAUACGACUCAGUGCAGAUAAUGUCAGGGGAGUUUGAAGAAGGGAAACUCUGUGGACAGAGGACCAGCAAAAAUCCCGACUCCCCGAUUGUGGAAGAGUUCCAAGUCCCAUACAACAAACUGCGGGUCAUCUUCAAGUCAGACUUCUCCAAUGAAGAGCGUUUCACCGGCUUUGCUGCAUACUACGUUGCCAUGGAUGUAGACGAGUGCACAGAUUUUGCAGACGUCCCUUGCAGCCAUUUCUGCAACAACUUCAUCGGAGGCUACUUCUGCUCCUGCCCCCCAGAAUACUUCCUCCACGAGGAUAUGAAGAACUGCGGAGUCAACUGCAGCGGGGAUGUAUUCACGGCGCUGAUUGGGGAGAUUGCGAGUCCCAAUUACCCCAAUCCGUACCCGGAGAACUCAAGGUGUGAAUACCAGAUCCUGCUGGAGGAGGGCUUCCAGGUGGUGGUGACUGUGCGGAGAGAAGAUUUCGAUGUGGAACCAGCCGAUUCAGAGGGAAACUGCCCUGACAGUCUAGUUUUUGUUGCAGGAGAUCGCCAGUUUGGUCCUUACUGUGGUCAUGGAUUCCCCGGGCCACUCAGCAUCGAAACCAAGAGCAAUGCCCUUGACAUCAUCUUCCAAACCGACCUAACAGGGCACAAAAAGGGUUGGAAACUUCGUUACCAUGGAGAUCCAAUCCCCUGUCCUAAGGAAGACACUGCCCAUUCUGUCUGGGAGCCUGAGAAGGCAAAAUAUGUGUUUCAAGAUGUGGUGACGAUAACCUGUGUGGAUGGGUUCGAAAUUGUGCAGGGAAAUGCUGGCUCAACGUCUUUCUAUUCUACAUGUCAAAGCAAUGGAAAGUGGAGUAAUUCCAGAAUGAAAUGUCAACCUGUGGACUGUGGCGUCCCCGAACCCAUUGCCAAUGGUAAAGCGCAAGACCCAGAAAGCACUUUGUUUGGUUCUGUCACUCGCUACACUUGUGCGGAGCCCUAUUACUACAUGGAAAAUGAAGGAGGCGGAGAGUACCGCUGUGCUGGUAACGGGAGCUGGGUGAACCAGAUGCUGGGCACGGAGCUGCCAAAGUGUGUGCCAGUCUGCGGAGUCCCCAGCGAGCCUUUUGAAAAACAGAGGAUCUUCGGAGGCGCCAAUGCCAACAUCCAGAGCUUCCCCUGGCAGGUCUUCUUCCGGCACCCGUGGGCGGGCGGCGCGCUGGUGGGCGAGCGCUGGGUGCUGACGGCGGCCCACGUGGUGGAGGGGGUCCCCGAGCCCACGAUGUACGUGGGGAUCACCACGGUGCAGACCUCACGCCUGGCGGAUGCCCAGAUGCUCUCGGCUGAGCGCGUGUUUGUCCACCCGGGCUGGGAGUCGCUGGACGACCCCCACGCGCGCAAGAAUUUCGACAACGACCUCGCGCUGGUGCUGCUGAAAGACCCCGUGAGGAUGGGGCCCGCCGUCUCCCCCAUCUGCCUCCCAGGCGCCUCCGCCGAGUACGACCUGGAGGCCGGAGACCUGGGGCUGAUCUCGGGCUGGGGCCGGACCGAGGACAGGCACCGCGCUCUGCACCUCAAAGGGGCGAAGCUGCCCGUGGCCCCUCUGGAGAAGUGCCGCGAAGUGGAAGGGGCACACUCCGAGGGGGAGGCCGGCGCCUACGUCUUCACGGAGAACAUGAUCUGCGCGGGGGGCGAGCGCGGCGUGGACUGCUGCCGGGGCGACGGCGGCGGGGCCUUCGCCGUGCAAGAUCCCCGCGGAAAUGGGUUCUACCUCCCGGGGCUGCAGUUGAGGUUACCCCGUUUUACUUGA